UCUUCACAACUUAGCAAUUGGCAAAGAAAAAGAUACCCGAACAGCUUCUUUUAUCUUUGCAUGUAGUGCAUAACAAUGAGUUCAAUCCAUGUCCUUCUGUUUUUAACUUUUGGGACAUUGGCAUCUCUUGUCAUGUCCCGAGCAAUCCAUGAAACCGCCGUUGUUGAACAAUAUGAGCAAUGGAUGGCCGAUUACGGUCGAAAAUAUGCUAGCAGCUCGGAGAAGGAGAGGCGUCUUGAUAUAUUUAAGGAGAACUUGGAAUAUAUUGAGAGCUUCAACAAUGACGGGAACAGGACUUUUAAGUUGGGGCUCAAUGAAUUUGCUGACAUGACACACGAUGAAUUCUUAGCGUCUUACACAGGAUACAACAUGCAAGACAACCUCACAGUGUCAACCUCAACAUCGUUUUUGAAUGAAAAGUUUUCGGAUGCUCCCACAAGCUUCGAUUGGAGGGACAAAGAUGCCGUCACUCCUGUUAAGAAUCAGGGCAGAUGCGGAUGUUGUUGGGCAUUCUCAGCAGUGGCAGCCGUUGAAGGGAUUAUCAAAAUCAAAAACGGUGAACUAAUCUCAUUAUCAGAGCAACAACUGUUGGAUUGCAGCACAGACGGAGGAAACCAGGGUUGCAAUGGAGGAUGGAUGAUGAGCGCUUUCAGUUACAUAAAAAAAAACCAAGGGAUAACCACAGAAGAAAGCUACCCAUACGAAGAAAUGCAAGAAACAUGCGACCUCGAGAAACAGACAACAAAAGCCGCCACCAUCAGUGAAUACCAAAUGGUGCCCGAAAACAAUGAAGAUGAACUGCUUAAGGCGGUCGCAAAUCAACCCGUGUCAGUCGCACUCGACGGCAGUGGGCCGGACUUUAAGUUUUACAACGGUGGAGUGUUUACGGGUGAAUGUAGCAGUAGGCUCACACAUGCAGUCACUAUUGUUGGAUAUGGAACGGAUGAGAGUGGUCUGAACUAUUGGGUGAUUAAGAAUUCAUGGGGAAACACGUGGGGUGAAAAUGGGUUUAUGAGAAUCCAAAGAGGUGCCGAUACACCGGGUGGCUUAUGUGGUAUCGCCAUGAAAGCUUCUUUUCCGGUUGCAUAACUCCACAUCUCUCUACCUGCAAAAUAAAAUUACUUGUACUACUAUCUAGUUUUAUUUUCAAGGAUCUUGAUAGCUAUGUUACCAUAGGUCCAUGAUCGACAUUUCCUCGUGUCUUGCCGUAUAUGGUUACACUUUGGUUAGCUUGUUAUUAAGGCAUAAUCGGCUAUAUAAGCCUCCUAU
Molecule: messenger RNA, 1269 nt
Organism: Hibiscus syriacus
Lineage: Eukaryota; Viridiplantae; Streptophyta; Magnoliopsida; Malvales; Malvaceae
Product: zingipain-2-like
Exons: 2
Coding region: 76-1089 (337 amino acids)
Cellular component (GO): lysosome
Molecular function (GO): cysteine-type endopeptidase activity
Source: RefSeq, a predicted model, not a curated record